UUCGCAAUCCGUAUACUAAGCCUAUGAGAUCUUUAUUUCACAGUACCGCUCAUAGACUUAAUAAACAUUUAAUAAAGGAAAUUAAGCAGAAUCAAAAUUCACUAGAAAUAAAUUGGUCUUCAGAUAAUAAAGCAAUAUCAAACUUUAACUAUAUUUGGUUACGAGAUAAUUGUCAAUGUUCACAAUGUAUACAUCCCGAUAAUCGACAAAAACUUUUUUUAAGUUCUCAAGUUGCUUUAGAUAUUAAACCUAUUAAGGUUCGUAUUUCUGAAGAACUGGAUGAACUUGAAAUUACUUGGCCUUCUUCAACUUCGGAAGUGAAAUCAUCUGAUUCAUCUGAUAACUCAUUUCAUAAAGGUAGAUACCCGUUCACAUUCUUAAAAUCUUAUAUAUCCAAAACUACUGCAAGCCAACUUCGAUUUUCAGAUCAAAAACAUAUAACAUGGGAUCGUGAUUCAAUAAAGUCAUCAAAAAAUCUUUGGGUAUCAUACGAAGAAUAUAUGAGUUCUGAUGAAAGAAUUUUUGAUUCAGUGGAGCAAUUGUGGAAUUAUGGAUUGAUAUUUUUGAAAAAUGUUCCGAUUGAGAAAGAUAAAAUAACAAAGGUUGAUCUAAUUAGAAAAGUUGUGGAAAGAAUUGGGACAUUGAAAGCUACUUUUUAUGGUGAACUUUUUGAUGUAAAGUCUGUUCCUGGUGCUAAAAACAUUGCAUAUACUAGCUUGGGCUUGGGAUUACAUAUGGAUCUACUGCAAGGUUGCGCCUCAACUAAUAAAUCAAAUGUAUGCUGCUUUAGUCCGUUUGAACCAAGUUCAGGUUCAAGUGAACCCGAAGUGGUCAAUUUGAGCCAAAUUUUGGCUCUCAAGUUGAAUCAUAGAAUACCGAGAGCCUGCUUGGGAGGUGGAUCAAAAAACUAUAUUCAUUUUUCAUUCCCAAUAGACACAUCUAAAUUACAAUGUCUUUUCGGUAAAUUUAUCAAGAUUGUUGGUUACUCUAUACUGGAUCUGAGAAAUACAUUGGAACUUCCCGGAAAAGAAAAGGGUGCUCUCCUAGAGUAA
Messenger RNA from Dentiscutata heterogama, 1052 nucleotides. The record is from the annotation of a GenBank genome assembly. Lineage: Eukaryota; Fungi; Glomeromycota; Glomeromycetes; Diversisporales; Gigasporaceae.